Messenger RNA from Pleurotus ostreatus (oyster mushroom), 1455 nucleotides. RefSeq lists its product as uncharacterized. NCBI's taxonomy places the organism in Eukaryota, Fungi, Basidiomycota, Agaricomycetes, Agaricales, Pleurotaceae. The coding region runs from base 1 to 1455 and encodes 484 amino acids. Gene Ontology annotation, molecular function: monooxygenase activity; oxidoreductase activity, acting on paired donors, with incorporation or reduction of molecular oxygen; iron ion binding. The record is from RefSeq and is a predicted model, not a curated record. The transcript has 11 exons.
AUGGUCAGUGGAAACUUUCGUCUCCUCAACGCUCAUGCGCUUACCUACCUGACUAUCAACCCAGGGGACCUUAUCCACGUAACGGUAUUUGGACGACACGUAGUAUUGGCGAACUCCCUAUCGGUAGCCUCGGAGCUCUUUGAGAGGCGGUCUCGAAUUUACUCUGAUAGACCCGAGCUCACCAUGCUCACCAUGAUGGGCUGGGAUUUCAAUCUAGCGUUCAAACACUAUGACGAUCCGCUGUGGAAAAGACAUCGCAAAGUCUUCCAACGUUUCUUCGGCAGUAGAAGCCCAAUCUCGAUCCAGCCGAUUCAAGAAGGGCAGGCUCAAGAGUUACUUCGGCAACUCGCCGACACCCCCGAUCUGUUCUUCCUUCAUACCAGGAACUACGCUGCUUCGAUAAUCAUGCACGCGGUAUGCGGCCAUGAGAUCAUACAGAAGAAUACCUACCUCAUCAAGCUUGCUACUGACGCCGUUGACACCCUAUCGGAAGAAGUCUUCUUCGGCGCACAAGUCCUGUUUGCUUUCCCGUCCCGUGAGUGUGAUCUACUCCUCGAAAUUGGCAUUCUUGAUGUUAAUGCGCAGCUAGUGAAACACCUACCAGAGUGGUUUCCUGGCGGAGCGUUCAAGGUUCUCGCCCGCGAAACCCGCCAGGUUACGUCCACGCUUCAGAACAUCCCAGUUGACUUGGUAAAGAAGAGUGUGGCCUCAGGCUCGACCAUACCAUGCCUGACAACGGAGUUGCUCGAGCUACCAGACUCAAAGUCGGAAGAUGCCCUCCAUGAAUCUGAUAUCAAAGCGCUAACCGCAACAGCGUUUGCUGGAGGGAUCCAUACGGUUGAGUCUCCCCUCAAAUCCUUCUUCCUUGCCAUGGUCUUGUAUCCAGAGGCACAACGACGUGGUAAGGCAGAGAUCGAUAGAGUCAUCGGUCCCGGGCGAUUACCAACAUUCCAAGAUCAGGCGUCGCUGCCUUACAUCAACGCGAUGUGCAAAGAAAUCCUGCGGUGGCACCCUUCCGUUCCUCUCGGCGUCGCGCAUUCCCUUCUGGCCGAAGAUGAAUACGAAGGGUAUUAUAUCCCUAAAGAUACAACUGUUCUGAGCAACAUUUGGGCAAUAUCACGCGAUGAGCGGGUGUAUUCCGAACCGGACUUAUUUAUUCCGGAACGCUUCCUGAACUCAGAUGGAACUCUCAACGAUGGGGACUCCUCGUUUGUUUUUGGCUUCGGUCGUCGAGUCUGUCCUGGCCGGCAUAUGGCCGAGGCAACAAUCUUCAUGGCGGUUGCGAGUGUUCUCAGUGUAUAUCGUAUCUCGAAGGCGAAGGACAUUUUUGGGCGGGAUAUCCAGGUAAAAGAAGAAUACUCUUCUACCGGAUUAAUUACGGGACCUUUACCCUUCCGAUGCUCGAUAUCUCCACGCUCAGAAGAGGCUAAGAUAUUAUUGAACAAUUUUUCUUAA